AUGGCUGCAACUUCUAGCGCUAUGACCCAUACCAGUACUCGCCUUCCGGAUGCUAACGAAAGGCGUCUGAACGUACUUGCUCCUUUGCGCGGCUAUGCAGAGGAACCACUUGUACCAUUAAAAGAAGCUGUUGUAAAAUUGCGUGAACUACUUGAUGAUGUUGACGUACGCAUCUGGACAGCUACAGGUAGAUCUGAAAAUCCAGCCGACAAACUUACUCAAGAUGAAUCAGCCGCUAUUGUUUUGUAUACAAUGGAGUGGGAUCCCAGUCAUCGUAGUCUUUAUUUAGUACUAAACCGAACGCUUCGUUUAGAAGAUCGAAGGAGACUUAUUCCUUGGUUUCCUUAUUUGAAACUUGUAUUAAUCGCUCGCUGUUCACAUUGCCAUCAAUGCGUUGCACCGUCUGGAGAAGUGUACGCGGCGAUUUACGCGCGCAUUCCCAACAGGGUCGCAAUGUUACAUGGUGGGGAUUUAGCUUUUGUACGACUGCAAUAA
Molecule: messenger RNA, 495 nt
Organism: Rotaria sp. Silwood2
Lineage: Eukaryota; Metazoa; Rotifera; Eurotatoria; Philodinida; Philodinidae
Source: the annotation of a GenBank genome assembly